Anoplopoma fimbria (sablefish) is the source of this 4400-nucleotide messenger RNA. It is a transcript of the gene atf7ip, whose product is annotated as activating transcription factor 7 interacting protein. Gene Ontology annotation, cellular component: transcription regulator complex; nucleus. Gene Ontology annotation, molecular function: protein binding; transcription coregulator activity. Gene Ontology annotation, biological process: regulation of DNA-templated transcription. The record is from RefSeq and is a predicted model, not a curated record. Lineage: Eukaryota; Metazoa; Chordata; Actinopteri; Perciformes; Anoplopomatidae.
GUCAGUCCUACCACCACCGUCCAUACAAACCUCCCGGCCGGGUCCCGGUGCUGUUCCUAUCCUUCCUAUCCGGCCUCAGCACCGCCACCAGUGCCGUUAGAACGACGUUUAAAAAAAACAAACCGCCGGUUACGACGUUCGGACAGCAGCGGUUGGUCAAAGCGCCGAGUCCGUCGACCAACCGCUCUGUUGGGAUUGUCUCGUGCACGAAAAAGGGGGCGGAGCCUCCGUCGUGCACGGAAAAAAGGGGGCGGAACCUCCGCCUAAGCGAAAGAGGAGAGCGCUCUGUCGGCUCCGCGGAGCCACAACUACUCGCUCCUUGUGCCUCCGCUCACUGCUGUGUGUCCCGGUGAAUGCCCCACAACCGGAGGACCUUUACCUUGCACACCCCGUCCCGAGCGCACCGGGCUGCAGACUUGCACGGCGGCGGAAGGAGGAGGAGGAGGAGGAACGCUGCUUUUCGCCACGCGCAGAGUGAGGUUGUCGAGGCAUUCUGUGGUAAAUCAAUGACCAAGAACCUCUCAGGUUGAAGGCAGCAAUGGAAGUUGUUGUGACCGAGGAGAAGAAGAAGAUCUUCCGUGCCAGGAAAACCAUGAAGAUCAGCGACCGGCAGCAACUGGAGAGUCUUCACACCACCUUGUUGACCGCCACUCCGGGUGUGUCCGAGCCGUCUCCGCCGCCACUGGUGAACGGCACCCACAAAGAGGACGGACAAAAGGCGGGCGACAGGGAGCAGAACAAUGUAUCGGACUCAAACUCCCCCCAGGCCACGUCCCCCGCCUCCCCUGCUCCUUUCCUGUCCCUCAAUCUGUCCCCGUCUCCGGCCUCUUCGGAAAGUCCAAAAGACAAGGAAGAAAGUCCGACUUCUCCCACGUCGCCAUUCCACUCUCUGAACUUUGAACUGAAAAAGAUGGAGGGCGACGAGGAGGAGGAGGAGGAGGAGGAGGUGGAGGGGAAGGAGAAGAAAGGUUCACCAGUGUCCUCAUCAAAGGAUUCCGUUACACCAGCAUCAACAGAAUCCAAGGAAAAACAGGAAAAAGACUCUGAGGUGACCCCGAAGAUGGAAAAGAAAGAGGAGGACCAGACUACAACAGAGGACCCAGAUGUGGAUUUGUCGAAGAAUCCCGUCAAAGGUUCGGCUCCACGUUUGCCCGUCCCCGCUCCAGCGUCUGGCUGCACAGAACCAAUGGAUACCGAUAGUGACACUACAAAGGCCAAGACCCCCGCCGCCUCCGCAGCCAAAACAAAAGAUGAAAAGCCUUCCUGCCCAAAAUCUAGCGCUACCGAUUCCCCUCUCACCGGUCCUUCCUCGUCUCAUCCAGCGUCUUCUAAGGAUCUGAAACCAAACAAAGAAAUCAAAGCGGACGGCGUGAAAGAAGGAGAGGAGGGUGUGAAGGAAGGAUCAAUCAGGGAGGUAAAGAUGGAGGUGGACUCGACCAAAAAGAUGAAGACCGAAGUUGGAAAAACAAAAAAGCUUUCUCGGCCAUCUUCCACUCCACCAUCUAACACAGCAGCGACGGAGGAGAAGGGCUCCACAUCGGGACUGAAGCGCACUUUAUCAGAGAGUUUCGAAAAGGAUGGACAAACCGUCAAACGGGAGGGGAAGAGGCCCAAGGUGGAGCGCGAGGAGCUGGAGGCACAACUGGAAUUUAAAUUUACCGCAAAAGCCGGCGGUCACCACAAACUGGGAAAGAUUGUGCAACAGCUGGUCGAUGAGCGGCUGAGGGUCCUGGAGCAGACCAUUUUUGACAAAAAUUUCCAAGAGUUGAAGGACAGAGUAGACAAGAUCGACUGUGCCACCAAACACCAAACCGCCAUCACCACGCUCCAAGCCAAGAUAAACCGGCUAACGAAAAAGUUCGGAGAGGCCAAUCAGGUGUCGGAGAACAAAAGGAAACAGGAGGCCCUUGCUGCCGCUGCCGCUGCUGCUGCUGCCGCCGCCGCCGCCGCUACGGCCGCAGCCGCCGCCGCUGCCGCCAAGACUGCAGCCGCCACUGCUGCCGCCAAGCCCGCAACUAUUGGAAACAGCCCUCAAGUCCAACGGCCGAUCCGUACUUCCAUGGAGGUUAAGCAGAUUCCAACCGUUUCUUCGUCCAACACAGUUGCUCAAUCAGCUAUGGUCAAAUCUCUGGCCCAUACGACUGCUACCGCCGCCAUGGUUUCACAGGCCCCCAUCCUCCAGCUGAUCACCACCACAUCUAACGCCUGCUCCACCUUGGCCGGCGGCAUCACCACGCAGAGCCCCACGGGCACGCUGCUGCUGAAGACGGCCAGCGGGAGCAGCUUGAUGGCGGGGGGCCAACCGCUCCUCAUCCAGCUGCCGCUAUCGAUGACCAAUGGGCAGGGGGGAACUCUGGUCAACUUCCCCGUCUCCUCGCUGUCGGCCGCCAACUCCCUCGGCAAGGGCAAAACCACUACUACCACCGCCACUUUUAUACUCAAGCCCGCCCCCGCCAUUACCACCUCGCCGGCGUCGGCUGUGGCCACCGUCCCAGCGCUCCAGGCCUCCGCCGGCCAGAUGUCCUCUGCCCAGAUCUCUCUCGCCCGUGCUGUGUACCAGGGCGGCGCUGGGGGGAUAACUACACCCAACGCGGGGGUAUCCGUGACCACGGCCAGGACGCCGGCUCAGUCCGUGUCUGUAGCGGGAGCUCUGUCUUCAGCCUCUUCACCUGCCACCUCUGGACCGGCAGCUACAGGUUCCACCGCUCCGGGACCGCCACAGGGGACGUCUCUGACAUCAAAGACAGACAACCAAGCUACUGGAUCCACUCCAUCCAAAGCAGCCCCUCCAGGGGGACGACCCAAAGGCUCCGUCAUCGAUCUCACUGAGGACGAUGAUGACGUACAAGUGACAGGAGUGAAGAGUGCCACUGUCACAGCUCCCUCACCAUCCCAGCGACCGAGCCCCGUCGUCAGCGUUCCCAACAGCGCAGCAGCAAGGUCGUCCCCGCAAAGCAAUCAGAACGCUUCCAGCAGUCCUCAGCUGACAGUCCACCACCGCCCCCCACAGGAGGCUCAGAUGAAACCCCGCCCCGUAACCACUAGUACGCCGACCCGGAGCUCCAGCGUGUACUGCCCCCCCCUCCCCGCUGCGCCCGCACCGCCGCGCAUCCCCCCCGAGGCCGAGCGGUCCUCUCCCCCUCAGCAACCUCAGCUGAAGCUGGUGCCAAGUCAGACGGGCAUCGUGCUGUCGUGGUGCGUCGCAGAGACCGACCGCACCUGUGCGGCCGUGGACAGCUACCACCUCUACGCCUUCCAUCAGGACAACUCCAACAGCAGCGCAGCGCAGCAGCACUGGAAGAAGAUCGGGGAGGUGAAUGCCCUUCCUCUGCCCAUGGCCUGUACGCUGACCCAGUUCCAGUCCGGCUCCACGUAUCAUUUCGCCGUUCGAGCCAAAGACAUCUACGGGCGCUUCGGCUCCUUCUGCGAACCUCAGUGCACAAAUGUCAUCAAUUCCAGCUCCAGCUGAACUGUUGAGGAGUGGAAAAAGAUUUUUUGCAUCUGAAAGUUCUUGACUUCCUUACCUUUUUAUUUUAUUUUUUGUGUUAGAAACUCAAGUAUUGUGCAUUGAACUCAUACAGUAUCUGUAAAUAUCUCUCUGCAUAACAACUGGACUUCUGCCGGAGUUGGAGAAUGGAAACGGCAAACGUUUGGUUUUGUCUGGUUAACGUACGUAUUGUAUUUUUUGUGACUCAAGCUGUUGUACAUAGUUGGAUUACUUUGCCCCUCAACCAAGUCAGAUAUUUAUGUUGUUGUCUCCUGUUAUUCUGACUCCGGAUGUCUUUGGCUUUACUCCAGAACAGGUGACAGGAUCAUCAGUGUAAACUCCGAAUUGCACAGAAAUGUAUAAAUGUGUGGUAGAAACUGAAUGAUAACUUUUGUAAGUUUUGUCUGGCAACCAGACUUUGACAAACACAAUAAAAAGCUUUUAUUAAAGUCUUGGCGUAUUUUUUUUUGUGGCAAAUUUCAUCUUCUGUUUUAUGGUUCAUAGUGUUUCACUGCAAAUACAGAAACUACCAAUCUACCACCUUGAAUACAACAGUGCCCUCAUUGUCACUCUCAUUAACAGGAUACAGGUCUGUGACAAAAGUCCCAUGUUUUAUAGUUCUAAAUUGAUAUACAGUACUUUGCACAGAAGAGUGCAUGCUGAUCCAUAUAUGUAAGCUGAUCUGCUGCAGCUUUGGUCUUCUCAGGAAUCUGGUCCCUGUGGAGUUUUAGACCUGUAGUGGUGCUAUAAACGCUUUUACAGUUUGUACAAAAUGUUACUGUACAUAAGUGUGAAUGCGCAAGUUGGCAACGGAAGUACAGCAAUGUGCAAUGUUUGGCUGUGAAAGGGCAAUAACCACCAAAGAUCGCAAAUUCAACCUAGAAACUGACUUUGUAUUUGGUUGAGAUAAGAA